GGCCACACAAGUUUGCAGAUGCAGACGGCAAAGAUAAAGGGAAGGGAAAGAGGGGAGGAAGUCAGCUUAAGAAAAGACUGAACCCACACUGACACUGCCAAGAAGUAAUGAAGAAGAUGUAAAGGUGCACAGACUCAAACAAUAGUCAGAAAAUGAAAGGUGUGCGAGAGGGAGAGAUCGUAGUAAAUCAGUACGGCUAACUGCAUCGUGGCGUAGAGUCAGCACCUGAACCCGUGGGAACCCCCGUGUUUGGAGAUGCUUCACUGCAUCGGACCUGCAGCAUUUGCAGAACCAAGACCACCCACUGACUUCAACUCACCUCCACUACAUUCACCGCCCCUUAUUUCAAGGGGAAAGAGAAAGAGUAUGAAGGGGGCCAGCAGAGAGAAAGAGGAAGCAGCAUGUAGUUGCAUAAGUAUCACUGAUCAUCGCUUCUCUAGUUUGUCUGAGCUAUAACGAUGGUCUCAGAUGAACAUUUCUCACUUGGAUUGUCUGCAACUGGAAGGUGACAGGAGUCUUUCUCAGUGUUCCCAUCAUGCUGCCUAACUACUGCCGGACCGUCCUGCAUGCGUCUCUCUUGGCAGUGCUGGUUCUCAAACUAAAUGCUGACAGUGAGGACUCGGACUGUUCCCUGGGAAUUGAAGUACGCCGCAACACGGCCUUCGAGAUCUUGCUUGGACAAGAUCUCGUCAUCAACUGCAAAAUUAUUUUCUGCAAUGAUUCACAACAUGCUGUGACCUGGUUUAAACUUGAUGAAAAAAAUGUCCCCGUCACUGUCAGCGAUAGCAGUCGCAUUAAAACAGAGUGGAAAGAGUUGAACAAGUCUGAAGGGGUUUUGUAUUUGAAAUUCCAAAAAGUCCUCAGCAACGACUCAGGUCUGUAUCACUGUCAUUAUGGACAUGAAGUGGGUCAUAGCAUCAACGUCUCUGUCCAUGGUGGUGGUGAACUAACCACUGUUACAUGGAUGAAUAACACAAAUGGUGCAACUGGAACCCAACAAAACCCGUGGAUGUACGUGUACUCUGCUGCUGGGAUUGUGGCGUUCGUCAUCAUAGUGAUAGUUAUGUCUGUCAUAUCAAUGCGAGGGUGUAAAGGAAAAUCAAAGAAAGAGGCACAAACUGAAAUUCAGUACGUGUCAAUCCCCAUCGUCGAGCCACCCUUCCAACAUGGCGGCCUAGAGCCCUUGUCAAGGGAAAGCCCCUCCGUCCCUCCAUCUGUGAUAUCUACCAAGACACUGCCCUCAAAACCCAAUGAGGUGACAUUACCAAGAGAUAAUGGUGGUCUUUAUGGCAAGAUAAAUGAGGACAGAAAGAGAAAGAAGAAUGCUGUGGAGGAGGGGAGUUCUGUCGUGUAUGCGGCACUGAACCAUCAGCUGCCACCUGCAGGGGCUGCCGCUCGGUCGCGGAGGCCGCAGGAGUUUUCAGAAUACGCAGCUAUUCGUUUGACUUAAAAGACCCAGAGACCACUGGACUAACUUGCUUCAAAGCGGAGUCAGACACAUUCUCAUGUUGGUUGGUGUAAAUUUGGCUCAUAUAACCAUUUACAAAUACGACCACAGUUGAAACUAUUCCAGCUGGCACAUCCCAGAAAGGCUCAGGACGGCAAUUAAAACAGGAUACAGAAAACUCAUCUUGGACACGCAAAGAGUCAUCUACAUUUUUUGGGGGGUAAAAACUGUUCUUUUAUCACAACAUGCGGAUACUACAGCACAGACCAACGACUUUUCAUCUUUGCCAUUUGGUCAAUACUUUAAAACCCCUGCACACAUGCACAGGUGUCCUCACUCCGAUUACACAUCUGCACUAGAUGGCCUUUGUCAGGGCUCUGCUGGUUAUGUUGUGGGCUUAUCAUGUACCGAUGGAUGAAUGAAUGGAUGAAUGACCAAGGUGCAGAAAAAAGGUUACAGAGGAGAGGGACAUAAGAGGACGACAGAAAGAACUAGUCUAGUUAUUUCUCUCUCUGUUGACUUGCGUCAGUUAAAGUUAGUGAUAUCUACAUAUUUCCGAACAUCAAUAAAUCCCAUGAAAGGACCAGAAACAACAAAUUGAUCCUACUAACAAGUCUUUUAGGGCAAAACUUGAUUCAUCGUAUUCCUGUGCCCUAGAGCUCCAUUGUCCAAAAACUAUUUAAAAACAUAAAUCAGCCACACUAUUCUUUCAUUAUGGCAUUUAUAAGUCAGUUUCAGCAACACUGUCCUGCUGUUAAUAGUCACCGGAUCACCAAAUGUGUACGAAUCCACUACCAAAAAAAGUCCCCCGAUAAAUUCACCAUUAAUUUAGGCUUAAACUUGCAAAGGCCAGAAAAUGAAACAGACAUUUUCGCUUCCUCUCCGCUGGCGACGGGGUUCUGUGUGAUGCCCUGGUAACGCUGGAGGUCUUUAACCAGCUUACUUUAGCAACAGGAAGCUAACGCUCAGCUAAUGCAUUGAAUGAAACUCAUUGAGACAACUAAGUUAACUCACAGGUAUUAGGUGCUGUUGUUGGUUUGCGCCAAAAAAAAGUUUUAUUUCACAAAAUGUCCACUGUCAGAGACAGACAGGGCGAGAAGUCAGAAAGCAUUGAUAGAUGGACUAAUGUGUCGCAUUUUGAUAUUUUCAUUAGUUUUGUUCGUAAAGAAAACAAUAUAUAUAUAAUACACAAAAUACCUCUAACAUACAGGUAAGAAAACAGAUGAAAUCAGGCGACAGGCCAAGCUAAAGAAAGGGAAAGGCCACAAGCAGCAGCAUUUUUCACCAGACUAAAUGUUUUUUUCCAGAAUUUUUGUCAACUGUCAACAACUUGUAUGUUUUAGUUUUUUUGUGAUCUUGACUUGAAUAUUUUGUGUCAUUGUACAUUAAAACUGUGAUUAACAUGAUUCAAAUCUACUCUUUUGAGUAACAUCACACCCAACAACAGUAAUGAUUUCAAGAGCUCACAACCUGUAUCCUAUGAACCACAUGACUGAAUAAUGAGCUUUGGAAUUUUGUCUUUUACAAAUAUUUGGAAUAACUGAAUAGAGAAUGUAAUAAUUAUGUGAUUUUUUUGCAAUUGAAAAACAUGCUGUAUGUCCACGAUUGUUUUGAACUGAGAUUAUAAGAUGCCAACAUUG
Messenger RNA from Scophthalmus maximus (turbot), 3087 nucleotides. RefSeq lists its product as uncharacterized. Lineage: Eukaryota; Metazoa; Chordata; Actinopteri; Pleuronectiformes; Scophthalmidae. The coding region runs from base 536 to 1450 and encodes 304 amino acids. The transcript has 6 exons. Gene Ontology annotation, biological process: immune response-regulating cell surface receptor signaling pathway. Gene Ontology annotation, cellular component: plasma membrane. Gene Ontology annotation, molecular function: signaling receptor activity. The record is from RefSeq and is a predicted model, not a curated record.